Messenger RNA from Periconia digitata, 2077 nucleotides. NCBI's taxonomy places the organism in Eukaryota, Fungi, Ascomycota, Dothideomycetes, Pleosporales, Periconiaceae. The record is from the annotation of a GenBank genome assembly.
GAUGAUUAUCAAGGUGGAUAUGGAUGCGCAUAAUGAUUCGGUCACAUGGGAUCGAACCUCGUGGGCCCCAUUUCUCGAUGCGGCAACUUCGGCUGGGUCUUGCAUCUUCUUCAAAACCCGGACGACGCGGAUCGUUUCAAGUAUCGAUGAAGUACAUUUCAUAUCCGGCGAUGAGCCUCCCAAGGUUGGGUAUUUGCACGUUGAGGAUGCCACUGAUAAGAAGAGUGUAGCUGCCAGUGUCAGCAUCCUCGAUAUUUCGGGAAACGUCCUCACCAAAUUGGUAUCCAUGAGGUUCUCAAACGUGGAGACCAUGCUGGAAUCGGCUGGCCCUUUGUGCUACCAAAUCGCGUGGAUUCCUCCGAUAUUUGCGGAGAACCCCAUCCUGAUGGAGAAUAUUCUUCUCGUCUCCGACGACAGGCCUCUCUUACAAGGAUAUGCAGACCAGCUGAAAGAUCAUGUUGGACUGACUGUCCGGAUCUCUUCAGUUGGAGACAUGAAUCAACCCGACGCCCAGUUGGUUCUAAGUCGGAGAAACACUGUCGUCAUCUUCGCCCCUGGGCCGGUCGACCUUGUGGAUGAAGUCGCCGAGAAAGCGCACGCUUUUACGUGGGAAACCGCUCGUAUCGUCAACAUGCUUGCUGCCCUACCGACCGCGACACGGCUGUUCGUCUUCACCAACAAUUUCCAAAAAGCAUCGUCUCAAACUGCACUUGCACACGCAUCACUUCACGGCUUCGCUCGCAUUGCCGCACAGGAGUAUCCAGACAUUUGGGGUGGACUUGUGGAUACCGAAGGCCCAGGUUUCCCGCUCCUCGCCAUCAAAUACGCGCAAGGACAGGACGUCAUUCGAAUGUCGGAUGGAAUGCCGCGUAUUGCCCGACUGCGACCCUUUGCAAACUCCCAGCGUCACAAUGUGUCGACCACAACCAGCCUCUUCCCAAAACCAUGUGGCACGUAUGUUGUGACUGGAGGCUUCGGGGAUCUUGGUCUGGAAGUCCUUGACUUCUUGUCUCGCAAAGGCGCCCGGCGUAUCGUGGUAUAUUGUCGAAGCAAGCUACCAGACCGUCGCGAAUGGCCUCGACUGACUGGACGCAUGAAGACGGUAGUAUCUCGAAUUCAGGGCAUGGAGAAGCGAGGUACAACGAUCUACAGUGUAAGUCUGGACUUGAGUGCACCGAAUGCCAGCGAGGACCUCAGAUCCGCACUCGAGACGCUCUCGCUGCCGCCUGUUCUAGGUGUCGUGCACGCCGCAGGUAUAUCCGAAGACGGACUCAUCAAAGACACGACAGGCGAAUCAUUUGCACGUGUGUUUGGUCCGAAGGUCUCCGGGGCGCUCGCUCUCCACAAAGCUUUUCCACCUGGCUCGCAGGGUCAACCACUCGAUUUCUUCGUGCUCUUCUCCUCGAUUGGGCAGCUGGUGGGAACACCAGGCCAGGCACCGUACGGGGCCGCGAACGCGUUCCUUGAUGCACUGGCUGCGCAGAGGAGGGGAACUGGAGACAACUGCAUAGCAUUCCAGUGGACAGCGUGGAAGGGGAUGGGACUCGCCAAAGAGGCCAAGUGCCUGAACGAAGAACUCAGAGCCAAAGGAAUAACGGCCAUCAGCUGCGAGGACGCAUUCAGGGCGUGGGAAGAGGCGGAUGGUCUGGAUACAGAUCAUGCGGUGGUGACGAGGAUCAGAGUAUUGGGAGAGGAGGAGCCGGUGCCCUUUCCCCUUGUGGCGGAAGUGGUCAGGCGAAGACUUGGGGAGGAAGGCACGAGGGGUAAAGCGCCAACGCGCCCCUCGGGACAGAAUGGAGGAGCAUUGCCUACAGGUGAAGGGCUGAAGCCUUACCUGCUGAAACAGAUACGUAAGUGUUUGGGCACCAUUUUACACCUUGACGCAGAGGAGAUAGAUGGCGGUGCUGCGAUUGCGGAUCUAGGGGUGGACAGUGUGGUGAGCGCUGCGCUGAGGCGGGAGUUACAGAGCAAGUUGGGGAUCAAGAUGUCGCCAUCGCUACUGUGGAAGGUGGAUACUGUUGAAAAACUUCACGAGUGGGCCUACGAGCAGCUGAAGAAUGACGACGCAGAUGGGUGA